This is a messenger RNA of Poecilia reticulata (guppy), 5131 nucleotides long. Its product is annotated as gap junction epsilon-1 protein. Gene Ontology annotation, biological process: cell-cell signaling. Gene Ontology annotation, molecular function: gap junction channel activity. Gene Ontology annotation, cellular component: connexin complex. The record is from RefSeq and is a predicted model, not a curated record. Lineage: Eukaryota; Metazoa; Chordata; Actinopteri; Cyprinodontiformes; Poeciliidae.
UUCCAUUUAGUUUCAUUUGCCCACGUUGAGAACCGCUAGUCUAGACUUUGACUAGGCCAUUCUAACCCAUGAAUCGGCUCUGAUCUAAACCAUGGAGGUUUAGGGUGGUUGUCCUGCUGGAAGGUGAAGCUCCAGCCCAGCAUCAAGUCUUCAAGUCUCCAUCCAUCUUUCUGUUCCAACAGCAUGAUGCUGCCACCACCGUGUGUCAUAAAGAUGUUGUUUUGUUUUUUUCUCUUCAGGGUUUUAUAUUUAUUUAGAAAUGUUCAUUUUGGUUUGAUCUAAGCAGAGCAUGUUGGCUUUGUUCACUUUUUUUUACCUGGCUGGUGGUUUUGCUGUUUUCUCUGGGUUCAUAUGCUGCUGCAGCUCAGAGGGGACAGAAAUGCAGCCACUAGGGGCAGCAUUGUAAACCUGCUGCUUUCUGUUUGGAUCCAGAACUACAGUAGACAGAUCAGGUUUGAUUCAGGUAAAAAAAAAAAGCCUCUCUGCUGUGGUGCAGCACUACCUUUUGUCUGCCCAGCUUCCUGCUCCAUUUCUCCCUUUGGAUUGUCUGAUGAAUAUUGAAGUGUGACCAAAGUCCAGCCGUGCAGAAACCUGAAUCCUCACAGAAGCAGAUGUAAAAGCAGCAAAGUCUGUUUUCCUGAAGAUGUGAUUUUCCUGCUGCUGACUCUAAAGCCGCAUAUUAAUGUGGAUGUUGGGAUGUUUUUGAUGAAUCUGGUACCUUUAGACAUAAAAUGUGCAAAUAAGCAAUAGCUGUGAUUUAUUACGCCUUCGUGAGUCUGUAUGAAGAGCCUGUGUGUGUUUUACAAAUUCAGCAGGUUCUCUGUCUGCAAUAAUUCACCUUGGGAUUAAAUGUGCAGCAUGGUUUUUAUCGCAUGCAUGUAGAGGAGAAGCUCUGCGCCACGACCAAGAAUCUGUUUGGUGUCCAGAAAUAAUUCCCCGUCCUGGUGACACCUGCAGAAUGUGAUCAGGAGAACUUGAGAACAGAGAAAACUUCUUUUAUUUCUCACCUUCGUCCAAGUUUUCUUGGAGAUGAAGGACUCCAUCUGGGAGCUUUCUGUCUCGCUGCUUAAUGAGACUUUAACCGACCGAGUGGGUCUGAUUCUGUCACAGAUGGUUAAAGUCAGAGGUGGGACGAGUUGGAUCUCUGCUGAAUGUUCUGACUGAUUAAAGAUCCAAUCUGUCAGUUCAGAAAGCUUCAAGUGUGACACCCAAGAAGUUGCUUAAAGGGGCAGUAAUAUGUAAACUCGACUUUUCUGAGUUGUACAUUAUGUUAUAAUGCUAAUCCCUUAUCAGUGUAGCAUUGCCUUGUUUCCUUCUAGCAUGUUUGAGGAAUCCUUUAAUCUCCAUGGCAACCAUACAGCUGUGCAAAACACCUGGUUGGUCGUAGCCCCGCCUUCGAGGCGCAGCUCCUCCUCUGAGCUGCAGUUUGUAAGCUACCGGGCUUCUGCCCCACAGAGCAGCGACUCCCACAUGACUCCCCCACUCGGCUCCUUCAGACUAGCCGGCAGCAAUUAGCAAACAGCUGGUGGAACUGCUGAGCUCGUUAUAGGAGCUGCUGCUCAGUGAGACGCUGGUGAAAACGUUGUUAGAAGGUUAAUAGAGGAGACAUGUUGUUUCAGAAAGAGCAGGAGGUUUUAAAGAGAGAUUGGCCCAUUUUUAAAACCACUAAGUUAUGAAGUAACUUUUCUUUUAACUCAUAUUUGAUAUGUGUAGCAUUUUCAUAACAACUGAAGUAACAUAGUUACUUGAUUGUGCUUGAUUGUGCUAUAUGAUGUCACCAUGCAUGUAAACGCAUCACACUGCUCCUUUGAAAGCAGCCCUGCUGCUCGGAGGCGUUUAUGUUGCUGUUCCUGUUUGCACUCAGUUCAGAUUGUCUCUGCAGGAUUUUCCUCUUCCUGUGAUUCACCAGAGUCUAGAACCUGAAGGCCAGUUUUAGCUCUUACUUCCUGUUUAAACGGAGCAGAAAGACUCACUUUAGCAGCUGCAGAUUUCUGCUUCUGUUUUAUUUUGAAAGUCGUGCCAGGAAGUGGCUCACCUCACCUCCAUGUAACGUGACUUAGGCUCGUCUGACCUGUACUGUCCAACAGCUGGGAUGAAACUGGGAUCUGUGUUUGGGAAAAAAGAGAGGGAAUGAACAGCACGCCGCCAGGAUUCCGGUUGGUGUGUGACUAACUUCUUCUUCUGGUUCUGGUUCUGGUUCUGGUCUUGUUCUGGUUCUUCUCUCUAUCUUUGGGACCUCAGAUGUGUGUGUGCAGUAGGAGUGUGUGUGUGUUUGACUGCUGAUGCUGCUGGACUCAUGUUUCCAUUUCAACCAAACCUCUGAAAUAAAGUGCAGGAAGCUUUUAGUUUUUAGAUCAUUUAUUGAAAUCUGAACUUGUUUUCAGUGAGUGAAGCUCCAGAUUAACAGAAAUAAAGAAUAAACCCAUCAGUUGUUUCACAUAACCAGGUGUUUCCUGUGCAUUGUGCUCCACAGGACGACUUUUUUCGCUGACAGGGUCCAGUAGGGAUUAAAACGCGGGCGACCCAGGGCCCCCGCCCCUGGCUCUUUGUUGGCCCCCUGGUCCCUGUUGUGUUUUUUCCACUGAGUGGGUCAGUGUGUUUAGGGGGAGAUAAAAGGCUACAUGAUUUCAGGAGAGAGAAAGAGAGGUGGAAGAGUUCAGCUGCAGGUUUGUGGAGUCCUGGCCACGAGGGCCCGGAGCCACCCGGAGCCACACAGCAAAUCAUGUCUUUAAACUACAUCAAGAACUUCUACGAAGGAUGUCUCAGGCCUCCCACUGUCAUCGGCCAGUUCCACACGCUGUUCUUCGGCUCGGUUCGGAUGUUCUUCCUGGGUGUUCUUGGCUUCGCGGUCUACGGGAAUGAAGCUCUGCACUUCAGCUGCGACCCGGAUCGACGAGAGCUCAACCUGUUCUGCUACAACCAGUUCAGACCCAUAACACCUCAGGUCUUCUGGGCGCUGCAGCUGGUGACUGUCCUGGUUCCUGGAGCUUGGUUCCACCUGUACGCCGCCUGUAAGAAUAUAGAGCAAGAGGAAAUUCUUGAACGGCCCAUCUACACCGUCUUCUACAUUAUCUCCGUUCUGCUCCGCAUCAUUCUAGAAAUCAUCGCCUUCUGGCUACAGAGCCACCUCUUUGGUUUUCAGGUUCACCCGGUGUACGUCUGUGAUGCCAGCUCCUUGGAGAAGGCCUUCAAUGUGACUAAGUGCAUGGUACCUGAACACUUUGAAAAAACCAUCUUCCUCAGUGCUAUGUACACUUUCACUGUGAUCACCAUUCUCCUCUGCAUUGCUGAGAUAUUUGAAAUACUCUGCCGGAGACUUGGUUAUCUCAGCAAUCAAUGAUAGAAAGGUUCACGCACAAACACAGUGAGUGAAAAUAUCUGUCAUAUUCUCAAACUGUUCAUGUUGGGCUCAUUGUCAAUGGGACUUUCAUGAAGCAGGGAGUUGGUGCUAGAGUCGGACCUCACCUGUGGUACGUCAGUAAGCAUCACCAGGAAAUCUGGGAAGGUGCAGGCAUGUCAGAGCUGGCCAGAACCAGCUGUUCUUUUGUUUGCUGCCCUUACGUAUAGAAUGACCAUCCAUUGGUGUAUUUCAGAAGACGGUUCUGUACUGGUUUGGUCGAAAAGUGUUGAAUGAUUGGACCGGAUGGCCAGAAAGCGUCUGCUUCUUAAAGCUGCUAAGAUCCCAUGCAUUUCUUCUGAUUAGUGGAGAAGGAAAGCUCAUUUUGACCCAAACUUGAAGAUUUUUUUAACUGAAGGUUCACAGAGAUCUGAACAUUUCUUGGAGAUGAACCUCAGAUCUAAUAUUAUACCGAACAAAAGUUUGUAGGGUUGAGAUGUACACAUUAUAUGACCUUCUUUUCACCAUAUACAUUGAUUUUUGAGCAGCCUAGUGCAUCUUCUCUUGAACUCAGAUUACUGCUGACAGCUAUUGUCUGGUAAAGCUAAAACAAAAGGUCAGUGGUCCUGAAAGAAGCCCAAAGUCUCCCACCAACCCAGUGCGCCAGAAAGGCCAACAGAUUGAAUUAAUCUCCAUGAAAUUCAAAGGAAUUAAAAUGUCUUGACCCAGACCUCGUCACUAAACGAGAUACAAGCUCAGAGUAGCUUCAGUAUAACAAAGUAAGAAAAAGAAGCAAUAGAAAACUUGGUUGUGUUGACUUUUUUGGAGAAUGUCAACAAGCAAUGAUAAUUUUUAAUGGAUGCGAACAAAACUAUAUGGAAAUUUGGACAUAUUUGAAGUUGGUUCUGUUAUGAUAAUCCUCAGUUUGUUUACAGCAGCUGCCCUUAAUCUUUGUUCACGUCUGAUUUUGGUCUUUUGCUCCUUAACCACUGAAUUUAACAUAAUUUCCUCUACAUACCCAUUUAUUUGAUUUAAGCUACUUCAUGCAUUUUUCCUUUUGAAGUCAGUGUCUGUCCUUGGAUGUAUGAUUUAAUCUUCUGUACUGUUUUAUUCUUUUUUUACUCAGACAUCCAUCCAACUUUUGUUAUGAAGUUUUUAGCAAUCUGUUUAUCAUAUCAGUUACAGGAUUGGACAACAAGAGAAAAGUGGAUAACACCCAAUGCCUGUCGGCUAAGUCUGCAGAGUAAACAGUUCAGGGCUUCUUUCAUGACCCGCUGCAUGCUACCAGUAAUUGAUUUCAUCCCUUAGUAUUUUAAACCCCUAAGCAUUUGUAUAUCCACUGCAUACUUCCAAGUCUAAUUGCAGGAAUUUCAGAAGGUUAGCUGGUAGCAGCUAGUCCAGAUUAGCAUGCUAACUGUGGGCGGUUGCUAGCAUGCUAACCAGCAACAUUUAAAACUGUAAAAAUCAGGGGAUGUUUUCUCAUGUGGCACAUGUUAAAGGUUUAAACAUGUGUAUGAAAUUUCCACUACUGCAUGUUUUCUGCUUUAAUUCCUAUUCAUGCUGUAGUUUGUACUGAUUUUGCUAAGUGUAAAGAAACGGUAAAUGCUUUCUACACCCAUUUCCCACAUCUCUGUCUUUGUACUGACAUAAUUUCACCCUCAAAGAUGUUUUCAGUAUCUUAGCUACAGGAAGGCACACCUCAUGACCAAUGUAUGCAUAUUAAAACUGUCUGUCUGACUGAUAUUGCAUAUUAUCUGUAAUUUUGAUAUUUGUUAUGAGAUUAUUAAAGAAAAU